This is a messenger RNA of Phalacrocorax carbo (great cormorant), 2731 nucleotides long. NCBI's taxonomy places the organism in Eukaryota, Metazoa, Chordata, Aves, Suliformes, Phalacrocoracidae. The record is from RefSeq and is a predicted model, not a curated record.
UCUGAGGAGACUCUAUGGUGGGGCGCCGGUGCGCGUGGCUGAUGUCGCCACCCCGCCUGGCCCGGUGAGGGCAGCCGCGCCCCCGCCCUCCCCCCCGUAGCCCCGGCCCCGACGGCCUCUCGCCCCGCCAGACGGGCGUCGCGGGGCUGCAGCGAUGAGCCUGGCGGAGCGGCCUGAAGAGGCGGCGGCGAGAGCCAGCCCCAGGCGCCCGCUGGGUCCUAGUGAUGCAUCUCCAGAUGAAGGAGUAGUAGAAGAUCUUCCUUUAAUAGAUGAGAAAGCUGUGGAGCAGCUAACCAAAGGAUUGCUUUCUCAUUAUCUGCCUGAUCUUCAGCGAUCAAAAUCAGCACUACAGGAACUUACACAGAACCAAGUGGUAUUACUAGAAACAUUAGAACAAGAAAUUUCAAAAUUCAAAGAGUGUAACUCCAUUCUUGAUAUCAAUGCUUUGUUUUCAGAAGCUAAACACUAUCACAAUAAGUUAGUGAAUAUCAGAAAUGAAAUGAUGAUGCUCCAUGAGAAGACAUCAAAGUUAAAAAAAAGAGCACUUAAGCUGCAACAGAAGAGACAGAAGGAAGAACUAGAACGAGAACAGCAACGUGAGAAGGAACUUGAAAGAGAGAAGCAGUUAACAGCAAAACCUGCUAGGAGGACAUGAAAGCAGAGCAUGCAAUAGCUUGUCCAAAUUAAUCAUUUCUGCAUUCUCUGGGACUAAGGCAGACUUUGUUUAAACUGGGCUGUAGCUGUUAGUAGCAACAGUCUACCCUAUGAUAUUAUAAAUUCCAGAAUGGUAAUAAUAGGGUUGGUAACACUGGAAUUUUUUUAUUUUAGCCACUCAAGUUGCCUUCUUUUGUAAUGCUAUGCAGUUUGAGAUUAUUAUAAGUUAAUUUUUUUAUAUAUAUUAUAUAUGUAUAUAGGAGAACUUAGGCAUCACAGUCUUAAAUACCUAUCCAUUUUUUUUGUCAGUUCUUCCGGUGUUUAGAAUUUUGAGAGAGAGUUGGUGACUGGGACGCAUGUUUUUUAGGCAAAAUACAGAAUGCUAGUUAAAGUUCAGUUCUCAUCCCCUGACUUCAGCGGUCACCUGUUUCACUGAAACUGCUUUGACGCAGGCAGUUGGGAUCUCUUUUCAAUGCCCUGGUUCAUAAAUACUGACUUUUAGUGCAGCCUUAGUUUGGUCCAUCUCUAAUGAACUGAAGAAACUUCCAAAGUAUUUGCUGGAAAGCUCACUUUAUUGCAGCAGUCUUGGUUUUUUGUCAUGAAGUAACUUAAGAACAGGUUUAAAGUAACUUCUGAAUAAUUACCCAGCUGAAUUGGUUGGUGGUGGGGAGGAAGCAGAACACUAAAGAUUCUCAAAAUUGAUGUGUGCACAAUGCAAAGGUUGUUGAAUUUGUACUUCCACAAACAUUUGAGUCAAACCAGGGAACUGUUAGUUCGGUAAUGGUUCAGCAGGAAGACUGUGUGGUCUGAGCAGAUUUGUGUGGGGUUAGAGAUUGUAGUUUCUCCAAUCUCUAUCUUGUGUGAUAAAAUAAAACACAACUAAAAUGAAACAAUUUCCACUUCAUGUGAAGUUCAGUUACCUGUAAGAUAAACUACUGCAUUUAAUUUUUUUCCAUAACAAAAUAUUAAUUUGCACUUUGGGACUAUGUAAGAGAAUUUUUGUUCCACAGUCCUCACCCAAAUUCAUGAUGAUGAUUAGCGUAUGCUGAUGAUAACUGUGGAAUGGAGGUUGAUAUCCAUUUCUCUGAAUGUAAUUGCUUUCUUGCAGCACUUGGUGCAUGUCGUCUAGACUGGUAAAAGAGCUUUAAAUUCGCUGUUCCUACAGUCUAACGAGCUAGUUAUUUUAUAUCUGUGUUAUUUUUUUAGUAGUAACAUGGGUGGCAUGUUUCGAAAUAAGACAAAGGGUAAGCUGUGUAAAGUUUUCUGUAUGUAUGGUAGGGUACCAGAGGGACACGGCCAGUUUUACUUUUUCUUCUGUUUUGGAUGAUUUACACAGGGAACACCUGCCUGGACUAACUCCUGUACUAUAAUCUACUGAACUCCUAAAUUCCUGUUCUUAAUAUUGACAUACUCUAAUGAGUAAUCAUCCGACACGCAAGGUAAACUGGGGGAACAUUUUGAGGCCAGGAGAACAAACUACUUCACAGCAUUUCAGUGUCCUUCGGACUACUUUACAGAAGCAGCGAUAGAUUAAAACUUCCCUCACGUAUUUUUCCAUUAAGUGACUUGUGUCUGUUGAUUGCCAGUGGAUUGGUGACUUGUGCUGUGGUUUGUAUGUAUUUCUAAGAGAAAUGUAAAGAAUUUCCACAGUCCAUUUUUGGAGCAGAAUGUACAUAACUAAAUAUCAUUUAAAUACUUUAUUUUGUAAUGUAAUUUCAAAAUUAGAUUCCUGGAAUUUAAACAGUUGUUAUUAAAGUAUAACAUGAAAUUAGAUGCCUCAGUAUCCAAAUGGGGAUUAAAUUCCUGUGGUAUUUCUUGAUUUGUGUUCCCUCAUCUAGAAUCCAGCCUAGUGUUUCAAGUUGUGCUCUCCUUCUGUGAAGAACUAUGGGGUUUUUUUUUUUCCAAAGAACUGCAGGGAUGUUUUUGUUUUGUUUCAAAAAUCAUGGCUACCUUUACUGAAGGUUCAGAAUUCUUAACACAGAAAUUGAUGCUUUUGCAAUUGCAUAUUUCAGUGUUUCUUUGAAAUAAUUUCUGACCAAAUGAAUAAAAGCUUGCAGUGCUUGCCUGAGGAAUCACA